UUUCCGUCGUCGUUUUUUGCUUUCACUUCCCAGUCAAGAUCUAAUCGCUUCCGGUUGAAAAAAACCGCGUCCUAACUUCCGGGUUGCUGUGAAGCGGAAAGCAAUGGCGGCGGAGGUGUAUUUACUCUGGCUGCUGCCGCUGCUUCAGUCGGUAGCGGCAUUAGGGGCGGAGCUAUCGUCUGAGGCGUGCAGGGAGCUCGGCUUCUCCAGUAACCUGCUGUGCAGCUCAUGUGAUCUGCUGGGUCAGUUCAGCCUCACACAGCUCGACCCUUUCUGCAGGCAGUGCUGUCAGGAGGAGGCGCAGUUCGAGUCUCGGAAGCUCUACCCCGGAGCCAUCCUUGAGGUCUGUGGAUGAAAAUUGGGGAGGUUCCCUCAAGUCCAAGCCUUCGUCAGGAGCGACAAGCCGAAGAUGUUCAAGGGCCUUCAGAUUAAGUAUGUGCGAGGCUCUGAUCCUGUGCUGAAGCUGCUGGACGAUAACGGGAACAUCGCUGAAGAACUCAGCAUCCUCAAGUGGAACACAGACAGCGUGGAGGAGUUCCUGAGUGAAAAACUCGACCGCAUUUAACUCCUCUCGUCCCAACAUUUCUGUUUACGAACACCACACCAUGGACCAUCGAGUUCUUUUAUGUUCUAGUCAUCCAAACACUUUGUUUAGAUUUCAGUCUUAAACUGAAUCCUGAUUACAUCAUUCAUUUAGACGGGGGGGCUCACCCCAGCUCACCCCACAUGACCACCUCCAGCUGUUUGAUCUGUAAUAUUGGUGUGGUGUUUUUAUUUUGUACUGUAUAUUUGUGUAUGAGCAGAGGAUCGUGACGACGCUGGGUCGGUGGUGUUUGUCGUUUUUUUAACCGAACGCUGGCGCUCGUGUGGAGCUGCAUGUUAGUGAAGGACUCACAGGAAACCCGUGUGUGGUGUGUAAGUGCCUGAUGUGUGUGCAGUUCUCACAGCGUGUAGAGACGGAGAGAGAGACGCAAGCACUCCACCUGGUGUUCAAACUGAUCCCUGUUUAAUAAAGAUUUGUUUCAAUACAA
Molecule: messenger RNA, 1031 nt
Organism: Clarias gariepinus (North African catfish)
Lineage: Eukaryota; Metazoa; Chordata; Actinopteri; Siluriformes; Clariidae
Gene: selenof
Product: selenoprotein F
Exons: 5
Cellular component (GO): endoplasmic reticulum lumen
Molecular function (GO): oxidoreductase activity
Source: RefSeq, a predicted model, not a curated record